This is a messenger RNA of Gadus chalcogrammus (walleye pollock), 4937 nucleotides long. It is a transcript of the gene gpc1b, whose product is annotated as glypican 1b. The transcript has 8 exons. Gene Ontology annotation, molecular function: fibroblast growth factor binding. Gene Ontology annotation, biological process: regulation of protein localization to membrane; negative regulation of fibroblast growth factor receptor signaling pathway; cell migration. Lineage: Eukaryota; Metazoa; Chordata; Actinopteri; Gadiformes; Gadidae. The record is from RefSeq and is a predicted model, not a curated record. The annotation marks the transcript as partial. Gene Ontology annotation, cellular component: plasma membrane; synapse; cell surface.
CUCCCCCUGGUGGUCUCAGGUUACCUGCAGGAGCUGCUGAAUCGCUCCGAGGUGGCCCUGCAGGAGACCUUCGCCCCCUCCAUGGGGCUGCUUUACUCCCAGAACGCCCCGGUCUUCUCCGACCUGUACAUGGAGCUGAGGCGCUACUGCAGAACCUCCAACGUCAACCUGGAGGAGGCCCUCAACGACUUCUGGGCCCGGCUGCUGGAGAAGCUGUUCAACCAGGCCAACCAGCAGUACAUCAUAGAUGAGGACUACCAGGAGUGCGUGUCCAAGCAGAUGGAGACGCUGCGGCCGUUUGGCGACGCCCCCCGCGAGCUCAAGCUGAAGGUCACGCGCGCCUUGGUGGCGGCGCGCUCCUUCAUCCAGGGGCUGUUGGUGAGCGGCGACGUGGUGCGCAAGGUGUCCCAGGUGCAGCUGAGCCUGGAGUGCAUGCGGGCCAUGAUGAGGAUGACCUACUGCCCCCACUGCCGCGGCAUGGCGUCCGCACGGCCCUGCGCCAACUACUGCAGCAACGUGAUGAAGGGCUGCCUGGCCAACCAGGCCGACCUCAACACAGAGUGGAGGCAUCUGGCUGACACCAUGGUGCAAGUGGCGGGCCGCUUCGACGGGCCCACCGGCGUGGACGUGGUGAUCCUCUCGCUGCCCAACCGCAUAGCAGAGGCCAUCUCCACCAUGAUGGAGAACAUAGAGGCCGUCAACAGCAAGGUGUUCCAGGCAUGUGGGAGUCCCAGGGGGGGGGUCACCAGCACGACAGCCCAGGAAGAGGUGUCGAAAGGGGGGAAGAUUAUUGUGGAGGACAGGGUGGGGCCCAGCACCGGCAAACUAGAGCAAAUGGUGUUGGACGCGUCCAGGAGGCUGAAGGACAUGCAGCCCUACUGGGUCUCUCUUCCCAGCGUCCUUUGCAGCGACCGCAUGGCCACCGGGGCAGGUGCGGAGGACAGGUGUUGGAACGGGAUGAACCGCGCCAGGUACCUGCCUGAGGUCAUGGGCGAUGGAUUGGCCAGCCAGAUCAACAACCCUGAGGUGGAGAUUGACAUCACCAAACCAGACAUGACCAUACGCCAGCAGAUCAUGCAGCUGAAGAUCAUGACCCACCGACUCAAGAACGCCCUGAACGGCAACGACGUGGACUUUGUGGACACCAGUGAUGACACCAGCGGUUCAGGAAGCGGGAUAUGCGCCGACGACUGCGCCCCGAGCCCGCGUCUCAUCGUCCCGAUCACGCAGCCCCCCAUGGUGUACGCCCGCCCGGAGAACGAGAGGGUGGUCAAGGGGUCGGCCAGCCAGAACCUCCCCUGCGUCCUCAGCUCCCUGCUCUCAUUGGCCGCGUUGCUGCUGCUGCUGUGGCGAUAAUUGACAGGUGGAAUCUGCCAAUCGGGACUUUGUUUGGGACACUGGGAGAGGGUUUGGCUUAUAAGGCAAUGCGGUGGGCGGGGUUUAAGAGGGGCGGGACAAGAAGUCUGGAGUCACUUUUGCCAAAACUUAACAGUUAUGAGGAAAGAAAAAAAAAAUAUAUACAGAUGGACAUCCUUUUGGGUCACGUGUUAGAACAGACAGAACAACGAGUAUUCCUAGUAUUCACCGUUUUUCAGUUCUGCUCUUGGUCUUUUUUUAUUUUGUGCUAUAUUAUGACACAAUUAGAGCUGGUCUGUUUGCAUCUUCUAACGUUUUUUGUUUCUGGGUGUGUGGGUUCUCCGGAGGUGAUGUGUGUGUACACGAGGCACGUGACAGACGGUACGAACUGGGAUGCUAGCUGUUGGUUGGGUCGCAUCACGGGAGGGGGGAGCCAGAGGUUUCGGGGAGCUUCUGCAACACAGCUGAGCCACGCUGAUUAGUGCCACGUCUGUCAAAUUUAUAUAUUUACGAUUAUUUAUUUAUUAAUGAUUCUGGAAAAUUUGAGCGCCCAAGUGGUUUUCCCCACUCUGUAACAUUCAUAGAAAAAGAAAAAACUUUAAAUGGAAUUUAACCAUUGGCAAGGGGAUAAUCUGAACAUGGCCAUGGGUAAGCCCCGCCAAACCUCUUAAGAUAUUAAAGCCACAACAUCAUCACACACACACACAUACACAUAUAUAUAUAUAUGACCCCCUGCUACACACGCAUGCACACACACACACACACACACACACACACACACACACACACACAGACACAGACACACACACACACACGCACUCCCCCCUGCAUCAGCACUUUGUGACGUUUAGUCAUGUAAGCUGUAAUAAUAGCUGUGAUCACACUCACAGAGACCACGGCCCCUCCACUGUGAAAGAAAUGUGACCCUUCAUCACCCCCCGCCCGCCACCCCCUAACCCUCAUCCUCAUCAUCAUCAUCAUCAUCAUCACUGAACCCCCCCCCCCCCCAGCUCCACCCCAGAGCCCAUCCCCUACGCCCGGCCCCUGGGAGGAAGGCCCCAUGUAAGCAGAAAACAUGCUAGGCUAUGCCCUGUGGGUCUCGGGUGACCUUCCUUCCAUAGAUCAAUGUUUGGGGAGCUGGGGUGUGUCAUUUAAGAACCUCUAGCUGUCCCCCCUCCUCUCCUCUCUCCCUCCACCUUCAACCUCCCCCACCUUCCCCUGCCCUAUCCCCACCACCCUCUUCCCAUUCCCUGCCUAGUCAAGGAAUGACAGUUAGAACACGGCAUUGGAAAUGAAUAGGGUUUCGAAUAAUGGGAAAAUCAAUGUUGUCACCAAAAAGGAGAAAUAGCAAGUGCCAGCAUAUCAGCUUUUUUUUGUUGGGUCAAUUGUAGGCAAAAAAACAAAAACAAACAAAAAUAAUAAAUGUGCUCCAUUGAUGUGCUAUUUCAUGAGCUCUACAGAGCCUGUAUGUUUGCAGGAAGAUAUCAUAACCACAACCAGCGUUGGUGUAUAUUUUUGUUCAUAUUUUUUCAAACAAUGUUCUAUAUCAGAGCACAAGCCGUCUCACUACCCAGAGAGCUUCACGGUACUAUAACCACUUGUUCCAUCACAGACUGUCUACCGCUAUACAGAACGAACACACAAGCUCAUAGGACAUUCAAUCUGGCACAGAGAUGAAUAUAUGGCGUGUACCCCGGCCAUUUCAUCUAGCUCCUAUCUUCUCCUCCAGCUCACUGUAUUCCCUUUCCUCAUUUUCUUGCUCUAUUUCCUGUAUAUUUUUUCAAUUGCGGGUUCUUCUAUUUCCUCCCCUCACUUCAUCAGUCUGCACGAACUUCAAAGUCGGUCUCCCUCACGAGGCACAGCCCGACAUAACCAUGACGUUGUGUUUGAUUUAAACGUAAACCCUACUGGGGAAUGUUUGGGCGGGUGGGGUAAUGCAACGUUAAGACCUCACUGAGCUGAAGAUCACUUUUUGGCAGGAAGCAGUGCCGGUGCAGAACUUUACUGAAAGGUCAGCAAUCUCAUUUGGAAUGACGUGUGUUGAGGUACAGGACAGCUGUGGAUGUUUGCUUGUAUGUAUUUCGGUAUGAAGGUAUGCAUGUAUACGUGUAUGUAUACACGUUGUGCAGGCAUCAGUGUUUGUUGCUUUGUGUUUGAGAAGGUAAGGCCAAGAGAGAAGGGGAGGGGGAAAACAGAGGAGAGAACGAUGCAUCUGAGACCAGUGAUUUCAGUGUACUGCAUCAAUCUGUGAAGCAUUAGUUUGCCGAUUAUUAUAAUAAUUGAUUUUUGGAUGGAGGCUGCCAUGGAAGGAGGCCUUUGAUUCAAGGAGCCUAAUGUUUUAGCUCGGCUAACGAGGCCUGGGAGAUCGGGUUAAGGUUUUAAUUGUUGUGUUAGUCAUUCGAAUGCACAAUGGCUACGAUCGUACAAAAGUAGAGCGAGGGAGGUCGUUACACGCAUCAUUAGAUAAUCGGCUGGGCUCCUCCGUAUAAGGCUCAGACCAUUGCAGGGAGAUCAGGUCCUCAGAUGAAUUGGGAACCGGGGCAUUGCGUGCGUUCCACAGCUGAACCCAGCCCACCACACCAGAGGUCUGGUUGACCAGACCUGCUGGUACCGGUUCCCAGCUGGACCGUCCCUCGAAUGGCAACACAGAGGAAAGAAGGGGCUGACACACGAACAGUGACGGUGCUGCGAUCUGCAAAUAUUCAGCAUCUGGUCCGCUCAACAAUAGGAUCUGUUUUUGUUCGCCUGCUUGUUUUCCACAGGGGGCUUGAGCUGACGCUAUUCAUGCCAAAUCAGAGAAAUAAGAGCCAGAUCAUUCCAAUACAUUUAAAAAAAAACACCACAUAUCUCCUGAAAAACUAUUCUUAAUAAAUAACCGAACAAGCAAAGGACUUUUACCACAGCUCAUGGAGGCGGAUUGGGAAGACAAAUAAGAAGAGCCGUUGCCUUCGCCUCCACCUGGGGAUAACAGCUUGCCUACUAUGAUUACCUGAUUGAUCGCACCUGUGUCACCGUUCCUUGAAUAGCUCCGGAUUUUAGUCCCCUUCUUGCCAGGCGCCUCCCAACUGACAUCUGUUGGCAGAGAGGACCCUUGUCCUUGGCUGUCUCUCUCUCUCUCUCUCUCUCUCUCUCUCCCCUUUGUCUUUGUUUACUAAGUUUCUCAGGCCAUUUUGGUGCUCGAAAAAUGCGCUUUUGUUGUUUUUAUUUCUGACCGGCCCCUGCUACGAUCGGUAUGAGCUGAGGCUAGGAGUAUUAGAGUGUGUGUGUGUGUGUGUGUGUGUGUGUGUGUGUGUGUGUGUGUGUGUGUGUGUGUGUGUGUGUGUGUGUGUGUGUGUACGUUUGUGUCUGAUGGAUGUCUUUGUUUCUUUAUUGAGACGUCUCUUGGUCCCCGGUUUAGACCUUAGCCUGUGACUGCCUUUCGAAAACAUUGUUGUGGUUGGGGGUCAAUUCAAUAUCUGAUAAAAGAUAAGAAAGAAAGUAAGAUAAGGGGCUAUAGCUUCUAAGGGAACUCAUUGGUCACGGUGAUCUACACUGAACCUGUGCCCUCCGGCCUCUCUGUCACUGUCAUAGGGGAAGGACCA